This is a messenger RNA of Dermacentor albipictus, 832 nucleotides long. NCBI's taxonomy places the organism in Eukaryota, Metazoa, Arthropoda, Arachnida, Ixodida, Ixodidae. The record is from RefSeq and is a predicted model, not a curated record.
AUGGCGGGAUACGAUACGAGUAUCUUGUUUAGGGGUAAUAACAUUCCAUUGCUCAUUUCAAGCGUAAACAGCGUAUUAGAAAAGUUGAAAUCAUGGAGCGCAGCAAAUUCCUUGAUAAUAAAUAGUAAGAAAACAAAAGCGGUACUUUUUCAUUACCGGCAGAGCAUCGUUACAUCAGACAUUGGGCUAAAAAUAGGCAAUUCUAUUAUAGAGGUAGUAGACACAGUAAAAACACUAGGAAUUUUCUUUAACAAGAACAUGAGCUGGGACCCUCAUAUUAGCUCCACUUUAACCAAUUUAUCAAAGUGCGUCGGAAUGCUCGCAAAAUUUCGCUCCUAUCUACCUGUAUCGAUUAAGUUAAUAAUAUACAACACGUUAUUCAUGUCAUAUGUUAACUACUGUUUCCUUGUUUGGGGCACUACUACUCAAACUAACCUGCACAAAAUACACAUGCUGCAAAAGAAAGCAGUACGUUACAUAGCAAAUGUCGACUACCUCGCACACACCGAAGAAUUGUUUAAGCAAUUCAAAAUCAUACCCGUUCAUAAGCUAUAUGAAUUUUUCUUAGCCGUAAGAUUUAAAAAAUCAAUUCUUCACAAUGACAACUUCUUGACAGCAUUGUCAUCCCUCGAAGCAAACUCAACGCCAUACUCGUUUCGAAAACACGAACGUUGGACCAUUCCCUUUUGCCGUACAGAACAUGGUCGACAGAUGAUGCGUCAUGCAGUUCCAAGGUUACUAAAUAAAUUCAUAUUUGAACGUUUUUCUCUUGAAACAUCUAGUACACAAACACUAAGAAAUCAUUUUUUGUAAGCCGCUGUAUUCCCUUUGC